Molecule: messenger RNA, 4885 nt
Organism: Ilex paraguariensis (yerba mate)
Lineage: Eukaryota; Viridiplantae; Streptophyta; Magnoliopsida; Aquifoliales; Aquifoliaceae
Source: the annotation of a GenBank genome assembly
ACGUUGGAGCUUUGAAACCUCAAAAGCAUAAAGUUGGGUAAUAUAGAUUUGCAAAGUCCAUAUUAUCAGGGAGAAGCAUUACUCUCUUUAGCAACAGUUCUGGGUUUUCUUCUUCCUGUUAUGCUUUCCUAGUUGGUUGGAUUUUGGGCACUAAAUAAUAUAAAGAAGAAGGAGAGAUGAUGACGACGACGACGACAACAUCUUCGAAGAAAGCAGAAUCCAGGCCGGGUCAAGGCUUGAUCGAUUUGGUUUUCUCUUGGUCCAUUGCUGAUGUUUGUAAUAAGGAUCUCUUCAAGGGAAAGGUGAGAGAAAUCCCAAAAACAUUUUCUUCGACAGCUGAUUACAUGAACUCAUUCAUCUACCCACUUAUUGAGGAAACACAUGCUAAUUUGCUCUCAAACGUGACAAACUUGUCACGUGCACCUAUGUGUGAAAUUUUCGAUGUUAGAAUCUCUAAAGGCUUUAAGCCUCCCAAAGACUUGUUCUAUGACAUUUUCUUGAAGAGAAUGAGAGAAGAGGAGAAUGGCAAAGGCAAGUAUGAGCCUGAGGUUGGAGAUCUCAUUGCCUUGGCAAAUGUAAGACCGAGAUGUAUUAAUGACCUUAACAGGCCUGAGAGAUCCUAUCUUAUUGCUUUAGUUCAAAAGGCAACAGUUGAACGUCCUGAUACACUUACAAUAUUGUCUUCACAACCCAUUGUGUUUAAUAAAUCAGCUCCGGAAAAGGAUAACAAGAGAGAGAAACUUUUUGCCAUUUAUCUUACAAGCUUGACGACAAAUAUUCGAAUAUGGAAAGCCUUGAAUUCAGAAUUGGAAGGGGGUAACAUGAACAUCAUUGAAAAAGUGCUUCAAACUGAUUCUGCGGCUGGUGAAAAUUGUACACUCUGCUCCACUGAAGUAAAUGAAAGUGUUCUAUCAAAAUCAAGGGAGGCCAUUCGCUUGUCUAAUCUAGAUGAAUCUCAAGAAGAUGCUGUUUUGAGGUGUAUUGCUACAAGAGAAUGUGAUCACAAAAACACUGUAAAACUAAUAUGGGGCCCUCCUGGGACAGGGAAAACAAAAACUGUUGCUUCGUUAUUAUUUGCCUUAUUAGGAUUAAAAUGCAGAACACUUGGCUGUGCCCCGACAAAUAUCACUGUCCUAGGAGUUACAGCAAUGCUUAUGAAUUUGGUAAGGGUUGCUCUUCCAUAUGAUACCUAUGGAUUGGGAGAUAUUGUUUUGUUUGGUAAUGGGGAGAGAAUGAAGAUUGAUGAUCAUGAAGAUCUUUUUGAUGUCUUUCUGAAUUUCCGGGUUUCUAUUCUUGCCCAUUGUUUUGCUCCAUCUUCUGGGUGGAAAGGUAGGACAGAAUUAAUGAUACGUCUGCUUGAAGACCCUGAAGAGGAAUAUAAACUGUAUCGAAAAAAAAUGAAAAAUGAUGACGAAGAUCAUGAUGAUGAGGAUGAGGAUGAGGAUGAGGAUGACGAUGAGCAAGAGGAUGGUGGAAAUGGGAGAUUAAGUGGCAAUCAAAGCAAAAAAGAUAAAAUCAACGUCUUAAAAGUCAUGGACAAAAAGAAAAUUUGGAAGAAGUUCAUUGGUCAAACCUUGAAGGAAAACAAGAAUAACAAGAAGAAAAAGGCGUUAUCUCGGGAUAGAAAGCAAUUGAAGUGUGAUGAGGGUAAGGAAAAUGAGAACAGCAAAGGAGAGGCGGCUGAUAAAUGUCACGGACUUUGGACAUUUGAGGAGUUUGUCAUUAAGAGAUUCAAUUCCAUAAGUGAGCAGCUUAUGUUUUGUUUUACCAACUUGUACACCCAUUUACCUACUUCUUUCAUUUCAUUGGAGGUAGUAAAAAACAUGAUUAAAGUUGUUGGUUUGUUUCAAACUGUUGGAACUUUGCUGCGUAGAGUUGCUGUUUCAAAUGAAGGCUUAAGAGAAGUCUUCAAUGGAAUUGAAGGUGCUGGAAUAACGAUGAGAUACUAUCGUAAGCUGCGUAUGGCCAGAACUGAGUGUCUUCAAAUACUCAAAUUCCUUCUUGAAACAUUUUAUGUUCCAGAUCUUACAGAGAUCUAUGAUUCUAGAAGUUUUGAGUAUGAUGUUAGAAGUUUCUGUUUGAAAAAUGCAUGCUUGAUUUUCUGCACUGUUUCAAGCUCAGCCAAGUUGCACACGGAAGGAAUGGCACCACUGGAAAUGCUGGUAAUCGAUGAAGCUGCUCAGCUUAAAGAAUGUGAAUCAGCUAUUCCCUUAGAGCUCUUUGGUCUUCGCCAUGCUAUACUUAUUGGAGAUGAGAGGCAACUUCCUGCAAUGGUUCAAAGCGAGACAAGUGAGAAGGCUAAAUUUGGAAGGAGCUUAUUUGAGAGGCUAGUUUUAUUACAACAAGGGAAGCACCUUCUCAAAGUGCAGUACAGAAUGCACCCAUCAAUAGGCUUAUUCCCGAAUAACGAGUUCUAUUACAGACAAAUUAUGGAUGGUCCCAAUGUCAAAGAAAAGAAAUAUGAGAGGCGCUUUCUAAAGGGGACCAUGUUUGGUCCUUACUCUUUUAUAUGCGUAUCCCAUGGUAAAGAGCAGUUUGAUGAUAAUCAUAGCAGGAAAAAUAUGGUGGAGGUAGCUGUUGUUGCUGAGAUAAUAGCAAGCCUCUUCCAAGAAUUUGUUACCACAAAACAGAAGGUCCGUGUUGGUUGUAUUUCACCAUACAAAGCUCAAGUUUUUGCAAUCCAGGAUAAACUUGGAAAGACAUACAGUACAGAUGUAGACAGCGAGUUCUCUGUGAAUGUUCGAUCUGUUGAUGGGUUUCAAGGUGGUGAGGAGGAUGUGAUAAUUAUCUCUACUGUGCGAUGUAAUGGGAAUGGAGCAAUUGGUUUCCUUUCCAAUCAUCAAAGAGCAAAUGUGGCUCUGACUCGUGCAAGGUAUUGCCUUUGGGUAUUGGGGAAUGAACCAACCUUGAUUAAGAGUGGCUCUGUUUGGAAGAAAUUAAUCAUGGAUGCCAAGGCUCGGGGUUGUUUUUAUAAUGCUAUUGACGAUAGGAACUUGGCUCAUGCUAUCACAGGUGCCUUAAUUGAGCUAGGCCAACUAAAUACUUUACUCAAUAUGGAUUCCCCGCUGUUCAGCAUGGCAAGGUGGAAGGUUUGCUUCAGUGACUAUUUUCGGAGAUCCAUGGCCAGAAUUAAGACCAUAGAAAUUUACAAGGCAGUUUUUUCCCUCUUGAUGAAGCUUUCAAGUGGCUGGCGCGAAUCUCAGAGUGAUGGACUUCUCACAGACAUGGCUCAAACUUCUGCUCAACUAUUGGAGAAUUACAAUGUCAAUGGGAUAUUAAAUCUCAUCUGGACUGUAGAUGUCGUGAGGGACAAGUCAAAAUACAUCCAGGUUAUAAAAAUUUGGGAUAUUUUGCCAGCGCCUCAGAUACCGGAGCUGGUAAAUUAUCUUGACAUCUUAUUUGGAGGAUAUACAGUGGAUAAUAUGAAUCGCUGCAAAUGCAAACUUGUCGAAGGGUAUGCACACCAUAAUCUUGCUUUCUUUUCCUCCUGUUCAUUACUAUUACAUUUAUGAUUCAUGAAUUAGAAUAGGAUUUUAGCCAUGCAUAAUCCUUAUAAUUUCUUGUGCACGUAACAAUACCCUUCCUUUUUCUAGUGAGGCUAUUUUCAGUGCUAUCUUGGUGGUUGAUUCCAACAGAUAUCGCAGGAACAAUUUAUAGUGAUGCCACCACUUCCCCAACCGGAGAAGAAAGUGCCACCUUUUCCACCCUGGCUCUGCUAAUCUGCUGCAUUUAAUAGUUGCUAAAGCUACCAGCCAGCCCUUCCUACGGUCACUACCCUCAUUGUCCGCCCAUUGCCACCAGAUUCGCGCCCAGUUCCCUUGACAUUUCUUCUAGACAUGCUUUUUGGUGCUUCCAAUGUUUAUUUUACAUGGAACAGUCAUAUAGACACUUCUCUUCAAGUCCUCGCUCAUUGAACCUUCAAAUCAGCAAAAUCCCAAGAAGAUUCUAAUAAGUACUUCCGCAACCUAUUCCAAACUCUAUCAGACCUUAACCUUCCCAAUAUGUCACCUAACAAUACUUUUUUGCUGAGAUCACAUCCAAUGAUUGGCGCACAAGGAAAUUUCUUGCUUGCAUUAUAGUUGUUUAACUACAUUGGUAAAUUAUGUGUUUUACGGGGGAAAAUGAAAUUUGUGAGGUUGAAACUCCAACAAGUGAGACUAUGAAAAACUUACUUGCAACUUUUUGGCCACUGCAGGGAUUUAGUGGUUCCAAUGACAUGGCCAGUGAAUCCAAUUCCAAAUGCUGGCACUAGCUUAGCAAGUCAAUUAGCUGCACUAAAUCUGAGUAAUGAACCAGGAUCAUCAACUGCCAGUUUUAGGCGAGUACUUGGUUCAAAUCAAGACAUUUACCGAUACAAGCUCUAGUUCAAAACUCAAAAGUACAGGAGCUUAAAAGUUUUGUGAACACCUGAUUUACCUUUCUCCUCCGUUCCGAUUUACCAGCUUAUCAAAUUAACCAUGGUUUCAACUUUCAUUUAUUUCGUUUUCCUAUUAAUGUAUAUCAGAAAUCACAGGGAGAGUGGAGCAAAAGCCUUUGGGUGGAAUUGAUGGCAGAGUAAGGCUGCAAAUUGGAGGCACUAAAAAAAAGCCCUCGUAUGCAUUCGAUAGUUUCUCUAUAUCUUAAGACAUUAUAUUAUAAGGGAGGAAUCCUUAUUCCAAAAAAAUAUGGAGUGAAUCUCUCAUUUCUUUGGUAGUCAUUUUUGGAUCCAAUUAUGCAUAGAAUUUAAAAGGAUUUGCCUGUGUUCUAUGUAAUCAAACUAUAGGGUGAUUUUAUUGAAGAACAUACGCUGUGAUGUACAUAUCUCCCUCUAUGGAGCUUGAAUCAAGCUUCAUCUGAUAUAUAAGGUUGAUGCUGUUUUUCUCUUUGGCACCAUUAGUCUAUGUUG